CACGGCAUGCCGGGAACCGGGAGCCGCACGCCUUCCAGGGGCAGGGCGCUCGCCUCGGGCCGGAAGUGCCCUCUGACCUAGGCGGAAGUAGUUGUGCGGCAGCUGGCCCGACGCGGCGGGGGCCCUGCGAGCGGGGCGGAGGGAGCGGCGGGAGCGGCGCUGACGGACGCUCCUAUUGCAAAAGCUGCAGUUGUAAAGAAAAUUUUUUAAUAAGAAGAGAAUGGAUGGAGAAGAGAAAACAUACGGUGGGUGUGAGGGCCCGGAUGCUAUGUAUGUGAAGUUAAUAUCCUCCGAUGGCCAUGAGUUCAUUGUAAAAAGAGAGCAUGCAUUAACAUCAGGAACAAUAAAAGCUAUGUUGAGUGGACCAGGACAGUUUGCAGAAAAUGAAACAAAUGAGGUGAAUUUUAGAGAGAUUCCAUCCCAUGUCCUAUCCAAAGUAUGCAUGUAUUUCACCUACAAGGUCCGCUAUACUAACAGCUCUACGGAGAUUCCUGAAUUCCCAAUUGCACCUGAAAUUGCACUGGAACUUCUGAUGGCUGCAAACUUCUUAGAUUGUUAAAUAAAAUAAAUUAUAAUUAAAAAAUGUAAAACUUUUUUCAGUAUUUAAUACAUGUAGUUCAGUUAGUAACUUUUUUUCAGAUAGCAUGUUGCGUGUGUGCUAUUGAGAACUGUAAAGUUCACUGCAGAGGCAGUUGCCUUCAGUCCUUUUGCAUAUAGCAAUCAUUCAGUUGAAGUUUGUUUUGCUGCUUACACAAAUAAGGACCUUUUCACAAACUGAGACAAAUAAACAAAUAUGCCAAUUAGUAGAUGGCUAUGCCUUAUCCUUUAGGUGUGGUAGAACUUUCCUUUAAUAAAAUGACCAUAGAAAAUACUGGAGUUUAGUCUAACGCUCUCUAAAAAGUAAUUAUAGUUAAAUAUGAGUAGCUGUUUAGGGUUUCUAACUUUCUCUUAUUAAAGUUUCUAAACAUCUGAACUUAAUCGCCUUUGUAAGAUAGCUGUCCUUUUGCAAAGUUAUGCUAACUAGAUUAGAAGUGUCCUUCCUAGGGUUUGUGUACUGAUAACGAUAUUCCAUUUAGGUUGAAAGUGGACUAUGUAGAAGAAUGCUUAAGGCUUUUAAUUUAAAUCACAGUAGAAACAUGUGUAAAGAUGUACUUGAUACGUUUUUCUUUUAUAACCUAAGUUUUCCCCGUUAUUAAUUACAAAUAUUCAAGUCACUUGUCUGUACAGUAAGACAGUGAUCCUACUAACAGUGGCUUUUAAGGGUAAAAAUAACUUACAUUCUGUGUAUAUUAUCUUCUGUAUAACAUAUAAGGUUAUUCUUAAUGUACUGUCACUUGACCUGAUAUGGAUUUUAUAUGGUUUCAGUUAUGUUUUUUUUCCCAUUGUUGUGACUGGCUCUGUAAAGUGUGUAUUUAAUCUUUAGCAUAAUAAUCAUUUAAAUUUUCUAACGUAGCAACUGAAAAGAUAGCAGUUAUCCUCAACUUCUCCCUCGAAUCCCCAGGAAAAGACCCUGAAAUGUCAAGGUCUUUUGUAUUUGAAGGAAAGGGCAUUAAGCAGAUGUUUAAGGAGCUGUUUUAUAAAUUUCAUAGGUAUUUCCAAUGUUUUUACAAAUAUUUUAGGGGAAAAGGCAAGCCACUGACAAUACUAGAGUGGAACACAUAAUCUCUUGGUAGUUCCCGCUGGUGCUUGCCCAUACUAUGAGUUCUUUGUUCAAAACAAGUUUCCAUAAAGGAAAAAAAAAUAAACUUGAGACAAGAAGUUGCUUUUUGUUCAUCCACAGCCUGAAGAACCCAAAAUAAUCUGUAAAUGAGAAUAAAACUAAUGCAUCAUGAAAAAUGAUGCAAGUAAAAUGUAGUUAGCGUUUCCAUCAGCUGCCACUGCUUCAGCUUUGUUUUGAUCAAGAAAUGGUUCUGGUCUUUUAUGGGAAAAUCCCGCUGACAGAUGGUGGGACCUCUUUAUUGAUAUAAUAACUAAUGGUGAAUUUAGAGGGCUGAAACACUCCUCUAAACCUAUUUGCCAGCACAAAUACAACUUCGAAGGGUUUUUUUCCGGACAAAGGCUGGUAACUUGCAUAGACUGUGCAGUCUGCCUGUGGAAGAGUUCAGUUUACUCUGGGCUUAAAGAACACCUGAUAGACAAGCUGACAUUUGUCAACGUGGUGAUAGAUUAGUUGACAUUUAUUCACAUCACAUACUUGGGCACAAUUUCUUGUGUUUAAUGUGGGGAUGUUUAUGACUAGAUAAGUUUUGCAUGGUAAAGCUGGAGUGCAUUGCAAGGUGAUUGUCUGAAAUCCUAUGUUUGAGCACUCUGGUCAGUGCUGUAAGUAACUCAUUUUUGAGAGCACUGAAAGGAUAAACACAAACCAGACAGACCCUGUUAUGCUGCUUUUGUUAGAGCCACAAGGAAUACCCUAAAAGGUCAAGGAAUACCAACAUGCAUAUUUUAGUCCUAACUACAUUUCAGUGUGAGUGACUCUUAAGUCUUUAGCCACUUUUAAUAGUCUUGAGGUUAAUGAUUUCAUGUUCAAAAUUAUUUAGUUCAAAAUUGAAGUUAAAAGGAUCUCACUUUCCAGAAUUUUUUUAUUUUUUAUUUUUAAGUAAUCUGAUAAAAUACGUUGCAUUUUCUGAUUCCAUAAUUCAGCACUAAGGUAAAAUAUCUGGUUUAGUUCUGAAUAAUACUUUCAUUGCUUUUCCUUCAACUUAAUGUAUCAUACAGUAGCUUUGAACACUCAGGAAAUGCAGUAGUGCCCUAGAGCGUACUAUUUGCAGAACCACCGGCUGUUAAGAAAACUAACCUGCAGAUUUCUAAGGGGCGGGAGGGGCAGGGGCAGAGGGAAUUAGUGCAAUUUCCAUGACAGUGACAUGGGUAUGCUAUUAUCAGACAAUUGGAAACUUACCACACUUAACCCCUGAGUUCUAAAUAAAUUUCAAAACUGAAAAUUUUUAAA
Columba livia (rock pigeon) is the source of this 2947-nucleotide messenger RNA. It is a transcript of the gene ELOC, whose product is annotated as elongin C. Bases 221 to 559 code for a protein of 112 amino acids. Gene Ontology annotation, cellular component: elongin complex. The record is from RefSeq and is a predicted model, not a curated record. Gene Ontology annotation, molecular function: protein-macromolecule adaptor activity. Lineage: Eukaryota; Metazoa; Chordata; Aves; Columbiformes; Columbidae. The transcript has 4 exons. Gene Ontology annotation, biological process: ubiquitin-dependent protein catabolic process.